Trichomycterus rosablanca is the source of this 893-nucleotide messenger RNA. It is a transcript of the gene prr16, whose product is annotated as proline rich 16. NCBI's taxonomy places the organism in Eukaryota, Metazoa, Chordata, Actinopteri, Siluriformes, Trichomycteridae. The transcript is spliced from 2 exons. The coding region runs from base 1 to 879 and encodes 292 amino acids. Gene Ontology annotation, biological process: positive regulation of cell size; positive regulation of translation. The record is from RefSeq and is a predicted model, not a curated record.
AUGUCAGGGACUGCAAAUGCGGAAUCGGAGGGAGUCUCCAAAGUUCAAAUAAAACGGCAGAUCAAGACAGUGGUGAAAGAUUUGGAGAACAUCUUGGGGGACCUGAAGGAUGUAGCGAAAGAACUCAAAGAGGUGGUUGAUGAGAUAGACUGCCUGACCUCAGACCUCAAGCUGGGGGAGGAGAAUGGAGAUUGUUUUAAAACUGACACACUCAACAGCAGCUCGAGCAGCACCACGACCACCACCACCGCCUCCAGCAUCGAACGAAUCAAGAUUUACCCCGAAGACACGUUUCUCCGACCUCCGCUUUUGGCCUCUGGCAUGCUCACGAUGCUAAAGAGGACCUAUCCCGCUCUACCACCCCCUCGUCUGACGCCAGCCCUAGUCGAGGACCACAGCGAGAGCCUGUCUUCUCGGAACCAAGCCAUGGCUAAUAGAACGCUCAUGCGCAACGGUGUGUUUUCUUCACAGCCCGUUAACAUACCUGGUAGAGAUACAGCAUGCAUGGGAAAAAGCACAACAGAGAAAGGACUGGCGCUGGUACCCCUUCUUAGGCAUGAAAAAAGUCGGUGUCCCCAGGUGACACGGGAGAGGGUACGGUUCAGCGAAAAGGUCCAGUAUCACGGAUACUGCCCAGACUGUGACCUACAGUAUGAUAUGGAAAACACAGAUAUGCACUUACACACCGAACUUAUCAACACUAGACUGAGCCCCGUGCAUCAGUGCCCUUCCAUGGCAUCGCCCCGUAUGCUAAUGGAAAACGGCGGUCUGAGUCUAAGUCGUAGCUUUCCACCUUCCACUCCGCCUUGUGUGCCUCAUCGCUUGACUCAAAAACCACAGAAAACCAUACUCCGCAAGUCUACCACCACAACUGUUUGAUAACGGAGUUGCUU